Messenger RNA from Megalops cyprinoides (Indo-Pacific tarpon), 833 nucleotides. RefSeq names its product mitochondrial ribosomal protein S11 (gene mrps11). Gene Ontology annotation, biological process: ribosomal small subunit assembly; maturation of SSU-rRNA from tricistronic rRNA transcript (SSU-rRNA, 5.8S rRNA, LSU-rRNA); translation. The transcript has 6 exons. Bases 155 to 745 code for a protein of 196 amino acids. Gene Ontology annotation, molecular function: structural constituent of ribosome; small ribosomal subunit rRNA binding; mRNA 5'-UTR binding. The record is from RefSeq and is a predicted model, not a curated record. Lineage: Eukaryota; Metazoa; Chordata; Actinopteri; Elopiformes; Megalopidae. Gene Ontology annotation, cellular component: ribosome; mitochondrial small ribosomal subunit.
CACGUUGGGGUUGGAAAUCCGCGUAACAACCAUAUGAAGGUGACAUGUAAACCACCGAGUUAUGUACUGUAGCUAAAGAUUUCAGCUUGUCGAUAACUACUUGUUACACGAGAGCUGUGACUCGGAGUCUGUCUACUGGGUAUCAGACGCAGCCAUGAAUAAAAUAGGUAGACAGAUCUGUACAUUUGUGAGAGGGGCUUGCAAGCAUGUUACCGGGUCUGUGAGGACAGGAAGCUUUGCUGUGAAUGGAAAUGCCCGUACAGUGUCUACGACUGCUGUAAGACUGCAAGAGUCAGUGCAGCCUAGCACUGAUCUUUCUGAAAAUCAGUCUAGAGACUUCAGUUUCUACCCACCUUUGCCUGGCCAGGAAAGUUCGUUGAGAUGGGGUGGAAAAAAGUUUGAAGAGCUGCCAAUUGCACACAUCAAAGCCACAUAUAACAAUACACUCAUCCAGGUUACAGACAACCAGGGCCAGUCCAUGGUCAGGACAUCGUGUGGCACAGAGGGGUUCAGAAAUGCCAAGAGGGGAACCCCCAUCGCUGCUCAAACUGCAGGCAUCUCAGCUGGAGCGAAGGCGCAGGCGAAGGGCGUGACGUUCGUGCGUGUGCUGGUGAAAGGCCUGGGCCCCGGGCGUUUGCCUGCCAUUAAGGGGUUAACGAUGGGUGGAUUGGAGGUUGUGUCCAUCACUGACAACACCCCUGUACCCCACAACGGCUGCCGCCCACGCAAGGCUCGGAGGAUGUGAGGACUGGCUACCUCCACAUACCACACGCUGCAGGGACUCUGCUGUCUGCCUGUGAUUUAACACCAAUAAACUGCUAUUUGUUUUACAA